AGCGGUAACUAACCAACAAACUUGACUAACCCAAAGUCCGAACGACGUCAACGUCAGCGGCAGCGGGUUCGCUGUGUAUUUAUUGCUAUUUUUAGUGACAAUAGUUUUUUCUUUCUUUCUUUUUAUUCACGAUUGACGCAGGAACGAAGACAGUUCGUUCUUGGUGUUUCGUUCACCAGCCUCCUGUCGCUUUUUUCAGACGUCUUGUGUUUUUUGAUAUAACAAUUAUAUUAUUAUUAUUAUUAUUGUUCACUAUUCACGUUGUGUUUGUUGUUAUUGUCGUGUUUUGAUUUCUCUUCAAUGCUUUCCUCAUAUGUUUAUACACGCUUUGCGCGUGUAUGUGUGCGUGCGUGUGUGGUUUAAUUGUGUCUGCCUUGAAAUUGUUUCGAUAUCUGUUCAACCUGGCUUGGCGUGCAUGCAUUUCAUGCUCAAACAGUGCCCAGCUGCAUUCACGACCGUUGCGCAUAUGCUGCGACAGUGUUAACACGUUUUACACACGAAAAAAAAAGAAAAAAGGAAAAUAAUUGAUGGAAUAUCAGUACGACGCUUGCCCUUUUGUUGCAUUCAACUGGUUGCGUGGUGCUGCCGGACUGGUGAAAGAUGGCCAAUGUGGCCAGGGCUGAGCAAGCACAAUUUACAAUUAUCGAUAAGCGUCUUAUCGACUUCGAUAUACAUACGUUGUUGACCAGUUGGCAAACAUAAACAGCUGAUCAAUGCAAAUUAAAAACAAAUAAAUUAUUUCGUUAAAUACGUAUAUUUGUGUUGACACAAUUACAUAGCAUAAUUUCAUCCGAUUUUUGUCUGGUCACAUCGCCAUAUUUGUCCAUUUGAUUGCAAAUCGUAAAUUGAGAGGGCGAGUGGCACACAGCAACCACAAAACACACAAAAAACGGAUAAGAUUAUUCAAAGCGGCGAUAACUUGACUGAUAAAUCAUUUGUAAUUCUGGAACAAAGCAAAAAAGAGACUGAAACUGGGACUUUAGCCAUUGCCGUCGCUCCACUUAAUAUGCAUUCGCAUUAAACGUAAACGUGAACCCAAUCUAGUCAAAUUCAAACCCUCAAACGAUGUGCGUCAUAUUCUUCUAUGUAAACUCAGAGCCAAAGCCAACGGGCUACAAACUGAUCCUGGCGUCCAAUCGGGAUGAGUUCUUUGCCCGCGACACACAAACAGCCGCCAAAUGGUCAAAUGCCCAGCACUGCUACGGAGGCAUUGAUUUGGAGCCGGGACGCGAAGGUGGCACAUGGCUGGCCAUUGGCAGCGAAGGGGGCAUCUUCAAAGUAGGCGCAUUGCUCAAUCUGACGGGGGAGCCAAAGCCACGCGAUGCAGUCGGACGCGGCAUGAUCGUGGCGGACUAUGUGCGUCAAUCGGCUGGGCAAUACGAUAUUAACAAUUAUAAUCAGCAUCUGUUGGCCGACUGCAACAAAUACAGUGCCUUCAAUUUUGUUUCCAUUGAGAUUGGCGACUCCACGAAGCCGGCGCAAAUCAAACUGUUGAGCAAUGUGCCACCGACGUUGGCGUCCUUUCAGCAGGGACAAUGCUAUGGAUUUGGCAACAGCCUGCCCGACAGUCCCUUCGAGAAGGUGCGCCAUGGCCAGACGCAAUUCGAACAGAUUGUGAGCCAACAUGGCCAUUCGGAUGUGGCCACACUGAGUGCUGAGCUGCUGCAGCUGCUCAAGAACAAGCACAAGUUCUGGCCAGAUGGGGAGCUGAAGCGACGUGCCCCAAGCUGGGGCCAGGGCCUUAGCGCCUUAAACGUGCACAUCGAGGAGCACGGAUAUGGCAGCCGUACCCAUUCCCUCAUUCUGGUCGAUGCCAAUAACAAACUGCACUUCAUUGAGGAGACCAUGUUGGGAUUGGAUCCCAACGGUGAAUGGGAGCGCACGCAUAUUGAAAAACAAUGCGAGAGCACUUAAACAAUUGGCAGAACUCAACCAAAACUUAUAUCUAACUAAGUGUUAUAAUACACAUUUAAGUUGAUUAACCUUAAUCAAUAAUGACUUUUAAAGAUAAUUAGCUUCAGAACAAAGAGAUUCCAACGAAAUUUUAAUGCAAAAUUCAAAAUUGUAAUCACAAAAUUGGAAGACUACAAUUCUGUUAUCCCUCAAACCUCAAGCUACCGUUUAGCUCGACACACACACACAUAUAUAUAUAUAUAUGGGCUUAUAUAGCGAAUUUUCCUAAUGCAACUAUAGGGCAUUGACUGUGCCAAGACUUAAGAAUACUAAAUACCUGAUAUAAAUAUAUUAGCUUCAUCUAAAUAAAAUACGUAUGUAAAUAGAAUGACGAACCAGGUCAAAUAAACACAUAAGCCCACUACAAAUAUAUGCAUUUAUUCUGAUUAAUAAAGGUAAAUUACUUUGGAUAUAUG
Messenger RNA from Drosophila grimshawi, 2369 nucleotides. RefSeq names its product transport and Golgi organization protein 2 (gene Tango2). The transcript is spliced from 4 exons. Gene Ontology annotation, biological process: Golgi organization; protein secretion. Lineage: Eukaryota; Metazoa; Arthropoda; Insecta; Diptera; Drosophilidae. The record is from RefSeq and is a predicted model, not a curated record. Gene Ontology annotation, cellular component: Golgi apparatus. The coding region runs from base 1066 to 1914 and encodes 282 amino acids.